UUACAAGAAAUGUCAAAAAUUUAGUCAGAGACGAACCACCAUUUUUGUAGUGUUUUUAUACAAUUUAAUUUAUUUUAAUUUUUGGCUUCAAUAGUCAACCUAUUUCCGUCAAAUGGCUUCUGCCCAACCUCCAGCAGAACCACAAAAUUCAGGAAAUACAACGACCACCGUACGGACCACACCUAGAUUCAAUAUUGACGGUGUUGGGGCUAGAGUUAUACGAGGUGUUGAUUGGAAAUGGGGGAAACAGGAUGGAGGUGAAGGUCAUGUGGGAACAGUUAGGAAUUUCGAGUCCAACGAAGAAGUAGUGGUAGUUUGGGAUAAUGGCACCGCAGCCAAUUAUCGAUGUUCUGGUGCCUAUGAUUUGAGAGUUUUCGAUAGUGCUCCAACUGGUGUUAAACAUGAUGGCACCAUGUGUGAUACGUGUAGACAGCAGCCAAUUUUCGGAAUUCGCUGGAAGUGCGCAGAAUGUGCCAAUUACGAUUUGUGUAGCAUUUGCUAUCAUGGCGACAAGCAUCAUACUCGCCAUAAAUUUUUUAGAAUUUAUGUCCCAGGAGGUGAACGUACGAUACUUGAGCCACGACGAAAAUCGAAGAAAAUUCACGUUCGAGGCAUCUUUCCCGGUGCUCGGGUUCUGAGAGGUGUUGAUUGGCAGUGGGAAGAUCAGGAUGGUGGCAGCACCAGACGUGGAAAAGUGAAUGAAAUUCAAGAUUGGUCAGCCGCAUCACCGCGAUCGGCUGCAUACGUUGUCUGGGACAAUGGAGCCAAAAAUUUGUAUAGAGUGGGAUUCGAAGGAAUGGCCGAUCUUAAGCUCGUUAAUGAUGCAAAGGGACCGACCAUAUAUCGCGAUCAUCUUCCGUUGCUUGGUGAAAAUGUGUUGGCCAAAGGACCGCAUGGAUUUCAAAUUGGUGAUCAGGUUACUGUUGAUUUGGAAUUGGAAAUAGUUCAGUCACUUCAACACGGUCACGGUGGGUGGACAGAUGGUAUGUUUGAGUGCUUAAGUAAUUCCGGAACAGUGGUGGGAAUCGACGAAGAUCAAGACAUUGUUGUCGCGUACGCCAGUGCCAAUAGAUGGACGUUUAAUCCAGCUGUAUUAACGAAAGUAGGAACAACGGCAGUUACUGGUGAUGGAACUCAAUUUGCUGUCGGAGAUUUCGUCAAAAUAUCGAACGAUUUGGAGCGUAUAAAAGUACUUCAACGUGGUCACGGAGAGUGGGCGGAGGCGAUGCUUCCGACUCUCGGAAAAGUGGGUCGUGUUCAACAGGUGUACCACGAUGGUGAUUUGAAAAUCGAGGUCUGCAACACUUCUUGGACCUACAAUCCGUUGGCUGUUACCAAAGUGGCAUCUGCGGCAGAUGGAACGGUGCCAACAACUUCGAAUGGUGAACGACUCUCCGCUAUUUUGAAAAAAUUGUUCGAACCUCACGUUUCUGGUGAUGUAACCGAAGAGCUUGUGAAAGCUGCUGCGAAUGGGGAUGCAGCAAAAUGUGAAGAGUUCUUAACUGGAAUGGGGCCGAAUCCAAACAGUUCGACUGCUCCUACUGCUAAUGUUAAUGGUGUGUUCGCCGGUCACACAGCGCUACAAGCUGGAAGCCAAAAUGGCCAUUUAGAAGUAAUCCAAGUUCUUCUCAACCACAAAGCUGACGUUGAAAUUGAAGAUAAAGACGGUGAUCGAGCCGUUCAUCAUGCUGCUUUCGGUGAUGAGCCUGGCGUUAUUCGAUUACUAGCCAAGGCGAACGCCGAUUUAAACGCUCGCAACCGACGUCGACAAACCGCAUUACACAUUGCAAUCAACAAGCAGCACAUCAACGUUGUUAAAACUUUGCUGGAACUGAACUGUCAUCCGAGUUUACAAGAUUCGGAAGGCGAUACACCAUUACACGAUGCUAUAUCGAAGGAACAAGACGAAAUGCUGUCGCUACUGUUGGACUAUGGAGCUGACAUAACGCUGACAAACAAUAACGGUUUCAAUGCUCUGCACCAUGCGGCACUCAAAGGCAAUCCAAGUCCAAUGAAAAUUUUAUUAGCCAAAUCGAAUCGUCCGUGGAUUGUCGAAGAGAAAAAAGAUGAUGGCUACACAGCACUGCAUUUGGCUGCGCUGAACAAUCAUGUGGAAAUUGCUGAACUUCUUGUACACUUGGGCGGUGCCAGCAUGGACAAGCAAAAUGUGAAUUUGCAAACAGCAUUGCAUUUGGCCGUCGAACGGCAACACGAUCAAAUAGUGAAGCUAUUGGUACGCGAAGGGGCUAACGUAAAUAUUCCAGAUAAGGACGGAGACACUCCACUACACGAAGCGCUGCGACAUCAUACUUUGUCACAAUUAAGACAACUGCAAGAUGUGGAAGGUUUUGGUAAGCUGUUGAUGGGACUGAGAAACCAUGCUGACAAGAAAGCCAGUGCAACCAUUGCCUGUUUCUUAGCGGCAAACGGGGCUGACCUUACGAUCAAAAAUAGAAAAUCACAAACGCCGUUAGAUCUAUGCCCAGAUCCGAAUUUAUGCAAAGCUUUGGUUGAAUGCUACAACGAACGAAAAACGAGUGAUAUUGGUGAUAUGGUUACAAAUAGUGAAACAACCGGUCGCAUUCCCAUAUAUCCUAUGGAAAUAACUGAAACUACUAUGCCGGUGUAUGAAUGCUUAGUUUGUUCAGAUCUUAAACGUGAUACGGUCUUUAAGCCUUGUGGACAUGUCUGUUGCUGUGAAACCUGUGCUCCCCGAGUGAAAAAAUGUCUGUUUUGUCGUGAAAACGUUUCUGCUAGGGAAAAGAUCGAUGAGUGCCUGGUGUGCUCUGACAAACGAGCUUCAGUGUUCUUUAAGCCUUGCGGUCAUAUGGUUGCAUGUUCAAACUGUUCCACAAUUAUGAAAAAAUGUGUUCAAUGCCGUACUCAAAUCGAAGAGAUGGUUCCAUUUAAUGUGUGCUGUAGUGGCGAAGGAUCGUCUUCAAAGGUUACUGCCACAGUCGAUGACAAAAUGGAUACAGAUGAAACCCUGUGUGUUAACAAAGCCGGUCACGGUGUGGCUAUGAACAAUUCCGUUGUAGCCACACCCAGCACAUCUACGACUGCAGCAAAACCAACGAACGUUAACAACAUCCAUGACGUACAGAAAUUACAGCAACAAUUGCAAGACAUUAAGGAACAGACAAUGUGUCCCGUCUGCUUCGAUCGUAUCAAAAAUAUGGUAUUCCUGUGCGGACAUGGAACGUGUCAGAUGUGUGGUGAUCAGAUCGAAGGUUGUCCGAUAUGUAGGAAAACAGUCGAAAAGCGCAUUUUGUUAUUUUAAAAGUGAAAAAUACUUAUUCGUUUUGAUCUAUUUUGUACACAUCAAAUCUAUCCUUAUUCCUGUCAAUGUGCUACGGGUUACUCUAUUAAACGAAUAUUGUCUAAAACCGAGAAUAUUGUGGAUGAGUCUUCGGAUUCGAUAAAAUGUUGUGUGAUGUGAAAGAGCAGACUUGUUUUCGUGAGAAAGGUGUCCUUCAAUUGAACAAAUAUCAUCCGUUAACAGCCAAAUAUUUUUAAAAAUUGGGAAAGUGUGCGGAUGAUUUUAGGAUUUACUUCCCAUACAGCAAUGGACAUAUGAAUUAUGUAACAUAAACUAUUCCAUAAUUCUCAUUCAAUUGAUUCAAAUUCGAUGUAUACGAGUUGUUUGUCUGAUGAGAUCACACAAUUAAAUUUUUGUCAUGAAAUCGAGACCGAUCCAAAAACACUGAAUUUUGAAUGAAUAAAAUUUGAUACAAGAGCAUGACCUUUUAGAAUAAAAACUUUAUUCAAUAUUUGCAAGAAAAAUCAAUUUAAUAAAAUUCUCAAUGUGCUAGAUUAGACUGUGUAUUCUAUAUAUUGUGAGUAAUGCAUCAUAUAAGACAAACAGAAGGAAGAGAAGAGAAAAA
Molecule: messenger RNA, 3884 nt
Organism: Bradysia coprophila
Lineage: Eukaryota; Metazoa; Arthropoda; Insecta; Diptera; Sciaridae
Gene: mib1
Product: E3 ubiquitin-protein ligase mind bomb 1
Biological process (GO): endocytosis; protein ubiquitination; Notch signaling pathway
Cellular component (GO): cytoplasm
Molecular function (GO): ubiquitin-protein transferase activity; protein binding; zinc ion binding
Source: RefSeq, a predicted model, not a curated record